AAAAUUAACCAGAAGAAGAAUCAUGAGAGGUUCAAGAAGUUCUUCAAAAGGAACAAAUUUGAAGGUUGGUUCCCAUGGUUGUCCCUCCUUCUUCAAGAUCUACUUAGGAGAAUCAUCCUUUUCCUGUGAAAGAACUCUUGUUCCUCGUGCAUUCGUGGAAGCGCAUGAGGAAAAGCUGUUCCAGAGUUCAUGGGCACUGAAGACAGAAGAUGGAGGGCUGAGGAGAGUGAAGAUUGAGAGACAUGGAACGGAUUCCUUCUUCUGCCAAAGGGAUUGGGAAGGAUUUGCAAGAGAUCGCAACCUUCGAUUUGGUGACAUUAUAGUGUUUUUCCUUGUAGGAAUUUCUGAGUUUGAAGUCAUGAUCUUUAGCCAAACAACUUCUUGCCGUAUCGUAAGUCCACCCGCCAAUAAAACUGCCAAAGCAGAUCAUGAUGCAUUCACAUCAUCAUCAUCUGAUGAUGAUGAUGAUGAUGAGAAGAUCAUUAAAGCCCCAAGAGAGGGAAGGAGAUCCAAGAGGAAGUCAUCUUGUAAUUAUGCACAUGCAUCUGGAUCUGGAUCUAGCAAAAGGUCAAAACUAGCCUCAGGAAAAGGGAUACAAGUUAAGACUGAGAGUACUGAGAGUGAAAUGGAAGAAGGGUUUCAGAUGAAGAGGUUCAGUAAUGUCAAUCUCACUGCAAAAUUUCCCUACUUCGAAAUCGUUGUGAAGAAGAGCCACAAAGAGUCCAUAUUUGUUCCAAUGGGGUUUGCACGCGAGACGGGAAUCAUUCAUGAGAAGGUGAUAAAGAUGAUGAGCAGCGAAAACAGGAGUCGCGAGAAAGUGGAGAUUCACAGGGUGAAUAAUAAUAGGGUCCUUUUGGUGAAAGGGUGGGGGGCCUUCAGGAGCGCAAACAACAUACAAGUUGGAGACAAGUGUUCCUUCACCUUGCUGAAUCCCAACAGCCAUGGAACUAUGAGACUGUUGGUCAAGAAGCUCCCCAAAUGUUAGUAAGCAAGUUGGUUGAUCAAGCAAGAAUAGGCCAUGAACUGGGAUUUGCCUUGUUUUGGAUUUACUGAGAUUUUAACUCUCUUGUGUUUCUAUUAUUAGAUUGGCCUAUUUAUCAUUUUGGUGUACUUUUGAUGUGUUGAUUUGAAUGAAAGUAGCUCUUGCUGGCUCUGGGGAAUGAAUGUUGCAACUCUGU
Cuscuta campestris is the source of this 1178-nucleotide messenger RNA. The record is from the annotation of a GenBank genome assembly. Lineage: Eukaryota; Viridiplantae; Streptophyta; Magnoliopsida; Solanales; Convolvulaceae.